GGGCUGGGCCUUUUCCCCGCCCAGUUUCCCGGCACCCCCCCACGAGGCGUCGGCCUUUCCUGCAGAGCUCGGGGCCGUUGUCGCGGACUGUCCGCCCGGCCUCCUCAGUUUCAGUUUAUUUCCCACGAAGUCUGGCUGACGCCUUGGAGAUGUUCACAAGGAAACACGUGAAGCGACUUCUGCAGAGGGUACCUGGACAACAGCGCUUUGGUGUCUAUAGGUUUCUUCCUUUCUUCUUUGUUCUGGGAGGAGCGAUGGAGUGGUUUAUGAUCAAAGUCCGAGUUGGCCAGGAGACCUUCUAUGAUGUAUAUCGAAGGAAACAGUCAGAGAGACAGUACCAGAGAAGGCUGGAAGAAGAAUCUUGAGAAGCAUGAAUGAUGGAGCCUUAGUUUUCAACAAAAUAAGUAGCCCGAACUAACUUUAAAUCAAAUGUGAAUGUGAAAUGUUACCACUUGUGGGUCCUCCAUCAUGUUAGAAGCCCAUUCUUUGGAGCCCUCUUGUGGCCAGAUCACAGAUCCUUCACCUCCUGUACAAAACAUCUGUGUUGAAGAGUUUUCUAACUAGCUAUUUUCAUACUUUAGUGUUUCUAAAGCAGUAUAAGGAUUCUUCAGGAGGGUUUUCAGAGCAGACUGAAUUAAAUGAAUGUUUUAGUCAUUAACAAUAAUUUUAAAGUACUGCUUUUUGCUGAAAUCUUAAAUAAAUUAAAUCAUAAACAAA
Messenger RNA from Vombatus ursinus (common wombat), 717 nucleotides. It is a transcript of the gene SMIM4, whose product is annotated as small integral membrane protein 4. The transcript is spliced from 3 exons. NCBI's taxonomy places the organism in Eukaryota, Metazoa, Chordata, Mammalia, Diprotodontia, Vombatidae. Bases 150 to 365 code for a protein of 71 amino acids. The record is from RefSeq and is a predicted model, not a curated record.